GCCAGAUUGCUGUCGGCAGUGAACGAUUUGCGCUGAACCAUGGUGCAGCAUGCCGCCGCCUCGACUUCGACGCCCCGCGCGGGCAUGUCGCCGGGCGACUUUAUGUUUGGCAUGGUGCUGGGCCAAGGCUCGUUCGCCAAGGUCUACCACGCGCAGUUCAAGCGCACGAGCGCCAACUUUGCCAUCAAGGUCAUGGACCAAGAGUUCAUCAAGCGCCACAAGAAGGUGCCCUUUGUCGUCAUGGAGCGCCAGGUCAUGUCCAAGCUCGCGCACCCCAACAUCGUCAAGUUCUAUUGCAGCUUCAAGGACGACGACAGCUUGUACAUGGUCAUGGAACUCUGCCGUGGCGGCGAGCUCUUGCACUUUAUCUGCAAGGAGCGCGACCAGUACCGCAAGCAAGGCAUCCAGGACCAAGCUUGCUCGGCGUCUGUCACGCAGUUUUACAUGGCGCAGCUCGUGUGCGCGCUCGAGUACAUGCACUCGAACAAUGUCAUCCACCGCGAUCUCAAACCCGACAACAUCCUCCUCACCGAGCAAGGGCAGCUCAAGGUGACCGACUUUGGCACAGCCACCACGGGUGACAACCAAGAUGAAAACAACAAUUUUUGCGGCACGGCCGAGUACCUCUCGCCCGAGGUGCUCAAUGACCUGCCCGCGUGCGUCGGCAGCGACCUCUGGGCGCUUGGCUGCAUCAUCUUCCAAAUGUUUGCGGGGCGCCCGCCAUUCCGCGGCGAGAAUGACUACUUUACGUUUCAAGACAUUUUGACCCACGACAGCGACACAAUGGAGUUCCCUGCAACAUUCCCGGAACCUGCGCGGGACCUGGUGCGCAAGCUCCUCGUGCGCGACCUCAGUAUGCGCCUGACCGAGUACGCGACGAUCAAGGCGCACCCGUUCUUUGACGGCAUCGAGUGGGAAGCAGUCGCUACGACCCGCAGCCCCGUGACACCGGACGUCGCGACGCUCCCGACACCUACGAUCGACGGCGCAGCCCCCAACUGGUCGAUCGCCGGAGCCUUUACGGACAUGGCGAGCCCGUUUGCCGAGUCGGACUUUCCGCUGCCCGUCGCAACACGCUCGUACGCUUUGGACAGUCUGUCGCAAUGACAAGAGAGAUGUGUGUAGCUCCAACCACAACAGCUCGCUGCGCAACAGUGCGACGACCGCUCACAGCGGUCUCCUCGACAACAACGAGUCGGUGCUCUUCCAGUCCGAAGUGAAAUUGCACGCAGCCAUGUUCAUGAAGAAGCCGCGAGACCUUCUCUUCACGUCCAAAGGCCGCCUCAUCCUCAUCGACGCCAAGACCAACACGCACGACAUCUUCCAUUGGGACGUGCGCUACAUGCGCGUCGUGCCCAAGGGCGACUCGACGUUUGAGAUUCGCACGACGUCGUCGUCGUUCAAGAUCACCGACCCGACGCAUGGGUCCCACCACUGGGUGCAAGUGCUCACAGGCUUCACCAAGCGAUAGAAGAAGAAUGUUGCUGUUUGUGUAUAUCAAUCAAAAUCGGUUAAAACUUGG
Molecule: messenger RNA, 1522 nt
Organism: Saprolegnia diclina VS20
Lineage: Eukaryota; Oomycota; Saprolegniomycetes; Saprolegniales; Saprolegniaceae
Product: AGC/PDK1 protein kinase, variant
Exons: 9
Coding region: 40-1107 (355 amino acids)
Biological process (GO): peptidyl-serine phosphorylation; intracellular signal transduction
Molecular function (GO): ATP binding; protein serine/threonine kinase activity
Source: RefSeq, a predicted model, not a curated record